CAGUAAAAACGGUGAAAUUGGAUACCUAGCAAUUUUUCGUUACUUCUUCAGCCCGUCAUUUCUCUCCACCCCUCAUCUCUCUUGCUCCCUGUGUGUCCUUAACGAAAAGCCGUGAAAUUCCUGAAGGUUUACACGUUUGCUUUUAUUGUUUUGGCGUACAAAUUAGUGGAUUUUCUUGGCUACUAAAACCGUUAUAACCUUUAGGCUACGAAUGUAACUGCGCCACUUGUAACAAACGAUCAUUUCAAUCUUAACCACACGUUGGAUAGUCUUGCAGUUCAACGCCCUACUCCGGUUAAAGUGAGCCACAAAUGCAGAAUGAAAGAACUGGGGAAUGAAAAUAAGGGUGGAAAGUAAGGAGGGAGAGGAGGAAGGAGAAUAAAGGGAAACUAGGAAUAUUUUUUUUGCUCAAGGAAGAGAUAGAAAGUUAUGUGGGCACAAUCAUCGUCUCCCACGGGUUGACAGGUCAAGAAGUUUCUACACCCGGGGGAAUUUGAACUGCCCCGUCCUCCCCAGAGCAGUGUGAAAUCUACCCACCCUGGAACUCUCUCCUACUGACACAAGAGAUGGAGGGAGUAAAGGAGAGAGAGAGGGAGCUGGGAGAGGAGAAGGACAGCGACGAGAUGGAGGAAGAGGAGAAAGAGAGCGAGGCUGAAGUGGAAGGUGAUGAAGAGGAGGAAGAUGAAGAUGCAGAGGAAGCAUCGUUGGUGUGGCAGGAGGGCUCGUACGGAGAGGAUGACCUGGGCCUACCCAUAAUGCACUGGGAGGCGCUGAGCCUGCGCAUCGCCGAGCUAGAGAAACAGGAAGAGGAAAAGAGAGAGAAGACAAAGUCUUCCAGUGUCCUGGAACAGGGGAAGAUGCUGUCUAUGAGCCGGCCAGGAGAGAGAGAUCGAGGGAAGAGUAAAGAGAGCUGGGAGGACGGAGGAGAGGCGGAGGACUGCAAUAGCCGCGUGACAGCCCUGACCGCUCGUCUUUCAAAUCAGAUGAACCUCCAGCUGUGCUUCAUCAAUGACAGCGGGAGCGAAGAAGAAGAGGAGGAGGAUUCUGGGGUAACGAUUUGCACAAAGAAUUCCAAAAUGGUGGUAAAGAAUGGUUGCAGCGUGCAGGUGUCCCAGCAGCCCCAGUUCCCAGCUGCAACCAAAAGCAAAUCAUCAGGCUUCAAGGCUGCGCUGAGUGUACUCAAAAACAAGCUGAGAACAGAACAGAAACGGAAGAGCCUAGUGUGUGGUGAUCCACUUUUGAAGAAUAGAAAGCGAGACCAUAGUGACCUGCAGGCCUCCAGUCUCAAAGAACUCAACACUCACAGAAACUCUCUCAGUAAGGCAAUACAAGACCUGAGCACUGAGCUGGUGGUUCACCUCCAGGCUCGAGACCAGCUGAGGACGGAACAGGACGCCAUGCUGCUGGAGGUACAGGAUAUGACAUCACUCUGACCCAGUCCCAGGCAAGAUGGGGGACAGUUUGUGCCGCAGAUUUCGUACUAGAAAUUCCUCUCCAGGGUUCAAUCUCUAUGAGAAUGCCCAUCACUAUAGAAUCGUUCUAAUCAUUCUAAUUCUAUGGUGUCAUCACAUAAAAUGGAAUCCUGGUGUCGGUGAUGUCACAAUUAAUCGAUGACAGAUUAGACGCCGCUUCUUCAAACGAAAGGAUGAGUCAAAUCACUGUGAAGAGACUUCAUCACUCCUAAAGACUGUUUCAUUGAAUUGCACAGCGUUUUGUUUUCUUUUUAUACCCAGUGAGCAAAACUGGUUGAAAUGACAUCAUUACGCCCAGUUUUACAUUCAUUACGUGACAUCAUUACGCCCAGUUUUACAUUCAUUACGUGACAUCACGUCGACCAGUUUUGUUUUCUCUCUGUUUUUUUUUGUUUGUGGGAAAUCAAAUGUGUAUGUCUGGACUGUUAAUGUUUUAGGGGGAAAUAACUGGAAUAUUAUAAGGGAUUACUAAAUGACCAUUGCUUCCCAUGGAUCGAUCUAGGUCUAAUGUCAUUGUCAUCCAAGUGUUGAAAUGUAAUGGUUGUUUGCUAGCACAUUAUUCAAACUAUGCGUUAUAUUACACCAAAUAAAGUUGAUUCUGAUAGCAUUAUAAUCAUCUAACCACUAGGCUACUGGGGCGGCAGGUAGACUAGUGGUUAGAGUGUAGGGGCGGCAGGUAGACUAGUGGUUAGAGUGUAGGGGCGGCAGGUAGACUAGUGGUUAGAGUGUAGGGGCGGCAGGUAGACUAGUGGUUAGAGUGUAGGGGCGGCAGGUAGACUAGUGGUUAGAGUGUAGGGGCGGCAGGUAGCCUAGUGGUUAGAGUGUAGGGGCGGCAGGUAGACUAGUGGUUAGAGUGUAGGGGCGGCAGGUAGACUAGUGGUUAGAGUGUAGGGGCGGCAGGUAGACUAGUGGUUAGAGUGUAGGGGCGGCAGGUAGACUAGUGGUUAGAGUGUAGGGGCGGCAGGUAGACUAGUGGUUAGAGUGUAGGGGCGGCAGGUAGACUAGUGGUUAAAGUGUAGGGGCGGCAGGUAGACUAGUGGUUAGAGUGUAGGGGCGGCAGGUAGACUAGUGGUUAAAGUGUAGGGGCGGCAGGUAGACUAGUGGUUAGAGUGUAGGGGCGGCAGGUAGACUAGUGGUUAGAGUGUAGGGGCGGCAGGUAGACUAGUGGUUAGAGUGUAGGGGCGGCAGGUAGCCUAGUGGUUAGAGUGUAGGGGCGGCAGGUAGACUAGUGGUUAGAGUGUAGGGGCGGCAGGUAGACUAGUGGUUAGAGUGUAGGGGCGGCAGGUAGCCUAGUGGUUAGAGUGUAGGGGCGGCAGGUAGACUAGUGGUUAGAGUGUAGGGGCGGCAGGUAGACUAGUGGUUAGAGUGUAGCGGCGGCAGGUAGUCUAGCGGUUAGUCUGUAGGGGCGGCAGGUAGACUAGUGGUUAGAGUGUAGGGGUGGCAGGUAGUCUAGUGGUUAGAGUGUAGGGGCGACAGGUAGCCUAGCGGUUAGUCUGUAGGGGCGGCAGGUAGACUAGUGGUUAGAGUGUAGGGGCGGCAGGUAGACUAGUGGUUAGAGUGUAGGGGCGACAGGUAGCCUAGCGGUUAGUCUGUAGGGGCGGCAGGUAGACUAGUGGUUAGAGUGUAGGGGCGGCAGGUAGACUAGUGGUGAGAGUGUAGGGGCGGCAGGUAGCCUAGUGGUGAGAGUGUAGGGGCGGCAGGUAGCCUAGUGGUUAGAGUGUAGGGGCUGACAGGUAGUCUAGUGGUGAGAGUGUAGGGGCGGCAGGUAGCCUAGUGGUUAGAGUGUAGGGGCGGCAGGUAGACUAGUGGUUAGAGUGUAGGGGCAGCAGGUAGACUAGUGGUUAGAGUGUAGCGGCGGCAGGUAGUCUAGCGGUUAGUCUGUAGGGGCGGCAGGUAGACUAGUGGUUAGAGUGUAGGGGUGGCAGGUAGUCUAGUGGUUAGAGUGUAGGGGCGACAGGUAGCCUAGCGGUUAGUCUGUAGGGGCGGCAGGUAGACUAGUGGUGAGAGUGUAGGGGCGGCAGGUAGCCUAGUGGUGAGAGUGUAGGGGCGACAGGUAGCCUAGCGGUUAGUCUGUAGGGGCGGCAGGUAGACUAGUGGUUAGAGUGUAGGGGCGGCAGGUAGACUAGUGGUGAGAGUGUAGGGGCGGCAGGUAGCCUAGUGGUGAGAGUGUAGGGGCGGCAGGUAGCCUAGUGGUUAGAGUGUAGGGGCUGACAGGUAGUCUAGUGGUGAGAGUGUAGGGGCGGCAGGUAGCCUAGUGGUGAGAGUGUAGGGGUGGCAGGUAGCCUAGUGGUGAGAGUGUAGGGGCUGACAGGUAGUCUAGUGGUGAGAGUGUAGGGGCGGCAGGUAGCCUAGUGGUGAGAGUGUAGGGGCGGCAGGUAGCCUAGUGGUGAGAGUGUAGGGGCUGACAGGUAGUCUAGUGGUGAGAGUGUAGGGGCGGCAGGUAGCCUAGUGGUUAGAGUGUAGGGGCUGACAGGUAGUCUAGUGGUGAGAGUGUAGGGGCGGCAGGUAGCCUAGUGGUGAGAGUGUAGGGGCGGCAGGUAGCCUAGUGGUGAGAGUGUAGGGGCGGCAGGUAGACAAGUGGUUAGAGCGUUGGGCCAGUAUCUGAAAGGUUGCAAGAUCAAAUCCUAGAGCUGACAAGGUAAAAAUCUGUCAUUUUGCCCCUGAACAAGGCAGUUAAUCCACUGUUCCCAGGCCAUAAUUGUAAAUAAUAAUUUGUUCUUAACUGACUUGCCUGGUUAAAUAAAAUAAUAAUAAUGAGUGUUAUGAUGUAGAGUUCAAACAAAGUGUUACCGGUUAGUUUUUAUUCUUGUUGUUUGGACACGUUGAGAUGAAUGUUGUCGGUAAACAUUUCAUUCAGUUCUG
Oncorhynchus masou masou (cherry salmon) is the source of this 4334-nucleotide messenger RNA. RefSeq names its product schwannomin-interacting protein 1-like. The transcript is spliced from 7 exons. Gene Ontology annotation, biological process: positive regulation of hippo signaling. The coding region runs from base 567 to 1433 and encodes 288 amino acids. Lineage: Eukaryota; Metazoa; Chordata; Actinopteri; Salmoniformes; Salmonidae. The record is from RefSeq and is a predicted model, not a curated record. Gene Ontology annotation, cellular component: cell junction; plasma membrane.